CCCCUCCACACCGAGUUGGUCUCGCCCGUGUCUCCCCAGCAUCAAACGCACAUGUUGGGUGUGUUGUUGCGCGUUGCAGCGGUAUUACGGCAUUAACCGGAGCUCUGGGAGCCGGCACGGUGCUGUCUGUGCUCUAAAGACCACGGUGACAAUGCGAUAAGCCUCCCAGUCAAUGAGAAACACUGUGGGAAACGGAGAUAGUGCAGAAAACACUGCGACGAGGAGGCUGACACGCGUCUCAGCGUGGCUGCAGGCGGCUACUGUGUGACUUCACCGGACUGAAGGCUUUGAGGCUUGCCGUGCGACACCAUGAGCUCCAAGGCGUGUAAGAACUGCGGCAGCACUGACAUCGAUGUGGACCCGGCGCGUGGUGAUGCCGUCUGCAUGGGCUGCGGCUCCGUGCUGGAGGACAACAUCAUCGUGUCCGAGGUGGAGUUUGUGGAGUCGGGAGGCGGAGGCUCACUGGCUGUCGGACAGUUCAUCUCUUCAGAAUCUGGAGGUACUGCCCCUACUUUCGGAGACGGACACUUCACGGGCGUGGGGAGAGAGUCCAGAGCUCAGACGCUGUCGAGAGCGAAACAGAGCAUCAACACUCUGGGUCACCAGCUGCAGAUGAACAAACACUGUCUGGACACGGCCUUCAACUUCUACAAGAUGGCGCUCUGCAAACACCUGACCCGCGGCCGCAAGUCCUCCCACGUCGUUGCCGCCUGCCUCUACAUGGUCUGCCGCACCGAGGGAACGCCACACAUGCUGCUGGACCUCAGUGACCUCCUGCAGGUGAACGUCUACGUACUGGGAAGAACCUUCCUCGUCCUGGCCAGAGAACUGUGCAUCAAUGCCCCGGCUAUAGACCCAUGCCUGUACAUUCCCCGCUUCGCCCAGCUGCUGGAAUUUGGGGAGAAGAACCACGACGUCUCCAUGACGGCGAUGCGUCUGGUGCAGAGGAUGAAGAGGGACUGGAUGCACACGGGACGAAGGCCGUCGGGGCUCUGCGGAGCAGCUCUUCUUGUUGCCGCUCGUAUGCACGACUUUCGCCGCACCAUCAAAGAAAUCGUCAGCGUUGUGAAAGUGUGUGAAAGCACACUAAGAAAAAGAUUGGUAGAGUUUGAGGACACACCCACUAGUCAGCUGACCAUCGAAGAGUUCAUGAAGGUGGAUCUGGACCAAGAGUGUGACCCGCCCUGCUUUACAGACGGACUGAGGAAGAAAAAAUUCCAUCAGCUGGAGAUAGAGCUGAAGAAAAAGAUGGAUAACGUUGAAGAUGAAAUCCAAGGCUACCAGGAUGAAAUAGACGCAGAGCUUCAGACCAGUAGACCGAAACUGAGAGGAGUUUACGCCGCAUAUGCAAAGGAAGACGGCGAAAUUGAGGAUGACGACAACCUCUCCACAUCGUCUAAGAUGGCAGAUUGCGAGGAACCGGAAGAGGAAGAGGAGCUUCAGGCUGUGGCCAAGCACUUUGGCAAAGACCUUGACGAGCUCACACUGGAGGCUCUCAUAAAACUAGAGCAGAAGACACCAGAGAAGGGAGAGGAGAACCAGGAGCUGGAGGAGGAUGUCCCAAAGAGAAAAGCUCCAUCGCUGGAGUCCAUCCUGGGCACGAUGCCCUCAGCGGCCACUCUGGGCCUCAGCGAAUCCAUCGGCGACUGCAUCGGAAACGAGAAGGAGAACGAUGGUGCUGCUGACAGCGGGGAGCUGGACCUGAGUGGGAUAGAUGACAGUGAGAUAGAACUGUAUCUGCUGAGCGACAAAGAAAUCAAAAUCAAGACGGCGCUGUGGAUGGCAGAAAACUCAGACUACCUCAAAGAGCAAAAAGAGAAGGAAGCAAAGAUAGCGAAGGAGAAGGAGCUCGGCAUCUACAAAGAAAGGAAGCCCAGAGGACCCAUAAAGAAGCGUCCUCCGAUCCGAGCCAACACCGCAGACGAGGCCAUCGAGAAGAUGCUGGAGCAGAAGAGGAUCUCCACCAAGAUCAACUACGACGUCCUGAAGGACCUCAACGUCAAGUCCGGCGCCAGCCCAGCACGCAAGGCCGAGUCCCCGAAGAAAGAACCGACUGCCACGAAACUCACCGGACGCAACCGCAAACCUGCUCGACCUCCCCUCAGCCUCAGCACGCCGCUCAGCACACUGGGAAAAAGGUUGCAGCCGUUCAUCACCGGACAGCCCAACAAGAAGCUCGCCGUGGAGCAGAUCGCCAACUCCAACCCCCUGCCUGUGCCUGUGGGAGCCCCCGCCAGCGCUGUGGUGGUGGAGAGUGGGCCGGUCGUCUAUGAUGAUGUAGCUGCCGACGAGGAAGAUGAUGAAGAGGAGGAGACUUGUCUCAGCGCCAUGGAUCUGUUGGGCGGCAACGAUUACGGCUGUGAUGGAGAUUACGAUGACGGAUUCUAGCAGUGGUCUUCCCUGGGUUAUUAUCCCCAAAACUUUGAACUCCUUAAACGUAUCAGAUGUUUACUAGCAGGGACACAAAAUGACUGCAGCUACAGAUGGAAGAGGAACGAUGAACUCCCAUCAGGAAUAAAUGGGACAAAGUGCAAAAAAACACUCCUGGUUCCAUUUAGCGUCCCAACUGGUCUUAACUGGGAGGACUCUCUGCUCAGAAGCAGAAAUAAGGGACACAAGUAUAUUUAUCAGUGUGGUGCAGAUAAUCCUGCACAAUCAAAGGCGGGAAACAUUCAGUAAGCAGUGGUUUGUUGAUCUGCAGCUCUGACAUUUAGGAUGAAAUCUGGGCUAAACUUUUCAACUGAAACAACAUUAAAGUAAUGAGGAAACAUCAGUUUUAGCUACAUUUUAAGCUGGAUGUCUUCUCUCCUGCAAAACAACCAAUCAGGGCUUACUGCGAAGCAUCAGGGGAGAAAAAGCAAAAAGUUUCCACUGUGGCGUGUCAAGGUUUUCAAGAUGAAAUGUAGCAAAAAAGAAAAGCCGAACAAAAUGCUAAACGUAUUAGACUUGAACUUGCACUUUGCAUUCACACCCGAGUACUUCCUGAUAACUAACUCUCCAAACUAUUCACUAUACUGAUACUGUGUCUCUUAAGAAACAUCAAGCAUCUAACAAUCAGGUAGCGUGAGAUCAAUCGUCAUUAUCAGUAUUUUUCUGUCAUUUCUGGCUCAGAAGAGGUCGAUGGUCAAACGACCUCACUGCUCAGAUCAAUAUUAACGAAUGCCUUAGGUGAUUAGUGGGCCGACAUGUGCUCUACUUAAGCCAAAGUAUUACAAUGAGGUUGCCUUGAACAAUGUGUGCUGGUAUCUUAUUUAAAUACAAAAUUAGUUUGAUUUUAAUUCCAUCAAGUUUGUAUGAGAUUUGAUUGAUGGUUUGAUGUUGGAUUCAUCACGUUUGGACUUUUCUUAAUUGUUUUUUGAUUAAUUUAUGUGACUGUGUUGUUUUGAUUUAUGUUAAAUAUUCAUCAUGAGGUCAUGUCACAGGCCAGAGAGGCGUUUAAAGCCAGGAUGUAAAUACAUUCUCCACAAUAUUAUAUUUUCCAGAUGAAUGAGGGAGCUCAAUCAGAGAAUAGAUCUAUUUUGUAUUUAAGCUUUUAUUAUUUUUGUGUUUGAACUCUGAAGGUGAAACAGAUUGUGGCCUUUCCACUGUGUCCACACAACACCGGUAUUUAAUGAGGAAUCUGGUCUGUCUGGACGGCCUCUGUGUCGCUGCUACAAGUCCUGAUGUUACAUCUGCAUAUUGUUGUGUGCAUUUGCUGCUACAGUAAAGAUUUCACUACAUGGGAAAAA
Messenger RNA from Larimichthys crocea (large yellow croaker), 3728 nucleotides. It is a transcript of the gene brf1a, whose product is annotated as BRF1 general transcription factor IIIB subunit a. Gene Ontology annotation, molecular function: RNA polymerase III type 3 promoter sequence-specific DNA binding; TBP-class protein binding; RNA polymerase III general transcription initiation factor activity. The transcript is spliced from 19 exons. The record is from RefSeq and is a predicted model, not a curated record. Gene Ontology annotation, cellular component: transcription factor TFIIIB complex; transcription preinitiation complex; nucleus. The coding region runs from base 310 to 2388 and encodes 692 amino acids. Gene Ontology annotation, biological process: DNA-templated transcription initiation; transcription by RNA polymerase III; transcription preinitiation complex assembly. NCBI's taxonomy places the organism in Eukaryota, Metazoa, Chordata, Actinopteri, Sciaenidae.